UUGGAAAAAUUGUAUUUUCUGGAUGAAAUUUAUCGUGUGUCAGGUGGGGGCACAUUGAUUUUGUCCUGGCACCGUGCAGUUUUUCUGUAGAAAAAUGGGGAAGAUCCUGUCUCUGUCCUCAUGCUCCCGAGUACACAUUUGCAGAUGAUCAUCGUGUCGUGGUGAAGGCCGUGAUAAGGGUGUCGUUCAGGGUGUAGGCGACAACAUCCCCCCAGGAGCGCCUCCACAGCCCGGCCCUGGACCUCCUGUGCCUCUAGGGUCAGGCGGGCCGAGGCGCCUGCCCGGAGGGGUCCUGGACAGCCCUGGUGCACGCCUCGGAAGCCUUGCCCCGAGAUCGAGGAGGAUGAAAUGUCUCUUUCAUUUCAGUGCUACCAGGGACUUUGUUUUGGGGACCAGGGUGCUUUGACUUCCUGACCUUUCAUCCUGCUUUGCUGGUAGGUGUAGGGUUCAGCCAGCCCAAAGGGAGGCGUCCUCCCGGGUCAGAGAGGUGGGUCCGUCCAGGUGGCCCACACCACGGUGUGUGUCCUGAGCCAGAAGAGCCAAGCCAGGCCCUGACUUGAUGCUUAGCGGGAAGCGGAUGGGGCUGGACGGGCAGGGGGAGGCACCCGUCGGAGCGCCCGAGUAGAACCGUGGGGACGCAGAACUCAGUGGAAGCCCGUGUCGCCCACCCACGCAGGGGUCCCAGAGCCGAGUGCCGAGCUCUGGUAAAGAUGUCUCUGUGGGGGCAGGGAUGCAGCCCGGGCACAGAGGAGAAAGCCUGUGGCCCUCCGUGGGCCUUCGUCCAGCGCCUGUGGCAGCAGAGGCCGGUGUUCUCGGGAGCUGGGCGAGCUCGUGUUCUGUGCCUGGCGUGGCGUUUGUGCACUUGCUGAACCCGCGAUGUCCACUGGCGGCGAGCAGGUUCUGUCUAGAGGGGACCAGCCUGGUCCUGGCAUCCCCCCGGCCAGGGGAGGAUGGACAUGGUGUGGGCCUCGGAGCCUCUGCGGUGAGUGGGACCAGUGCGUGCAGCGCGGCCAGGCCCUGGCUGGCGGGUGCUGUGGGGACUCUCACUGAUCACGGGAGAGCUCAGGUCAGGCCGCCUCCCCCACAUUCAUGUCCUCAGGAGGGCUGUGUGAGAGGGGCCCCCUCCUUUGGCCCCCCCCACCCUGCACCCUCUCCGGUCACAGCAUGCAGGCGGGCAGCACACCCCGCCUGCCCGCUCCACAUCCCCGAGAGCAGUUUGUGCCACGGGUCACGGCCGGGCCCGCGAUGCGCUCUGGGGGCUGCACGACUCCCCGGCUGUCCCACGCCGUCUGCAGAGCUCGGUGUUGCUCUGCUCGUCGCUCUUGCCAGCCCUCACAGGGUCCCCGGAACAUUACAGUCCACUCCACGCGUGACCAGUGGAGGUUGAAGGCCGGGGGCGGGUGUUGGAGGUGUUGGAGGAGGGGAACAAGCUAGCGUGGGUCCCUGGCUAGGCUUGUCAGCGGCUCCGUCACCGACUAAGCGCGGGGGUCCGGCUGCACACCGGUGUCGCUGUGCACGCGUGGGCUAGGGCCUUCCCUCCGUGUCUCCUCCAGCUGAAGAAAGAGGAAAGCUGAGGUUCUGCUCGGCCCGGUGGGGCUUCCCAGGGCGGGGAGGAGAGGGGAGCCGUGCUGGGCACGAGGCACUGGCUACAGACGGAGAAGAGACCGCAGGCGUCCGUUUGGAAGGCUUUUAUACACGUCUCUGGAGACCUUGGACGUGAGGGCGUCUGGGUGCCCCCGGAGGAUGUGUGCGAGCUCGGGCCAGUCUGCUGUAACCACGGGGCUUCGGACCACCUCCUGGAUCUGGGCGGCGACAGUGGCGGGUGUGUCCAGACCUGCAUCCGGAGGGAAUGGUGGGCCCUGCGAGUGUCGGGGGCCAGGGGGAUCCUUUGGGGAUCUGGGGAAAGGGCUGUCCUGAGAGUCGGCAAGGCGAAGGCAGACCGCGCCUUCUAUUCGUCUCUUGAAAUGUCAGAUCACCUCCUGGUGUACCCGCCGCUGUGAAAACGUCCGGAGGUGGUCACAAGCGCCGCUGCUCUCACAGAGCCGCUGGGAAGCUGUGGCUGCCGCUGCCUUGCUGGGCUGCGGCCCGACACCGCCAGAGGCCCGUGGGGGUGGCUGUGUGGUCCGCGCCGCCCAGGCCGGCCUGCUCCGGGCCCGGUCCCUGCCUUCCCGUGAAUCACUGAAGCUGGUAGCAAGCUGUGUCUGUGGGGUGAGGAGCAAGUCUCACUGUGGCCCUUUGUGCGACAGCGGCGGCAGCUAGCCCGGCUUCGAGCCCCCCGGGAAGCGGCCCCAGCCAGCAGAGCUCAGCACCAUGGUCCCCGGGCACCUCGGGCCCGCCUGGCGUUGCUGGCCACGCCGCGGGCUCUCGUGCUGCGGAGCUCUGAGCCGUGUGACCGCUCCGGUGCCUGACUUGGCGCCUUCGGCCUCACCCCUGCAGGCCCCCUGUAGCCUGUGAGCUCCGCACGCUCGCUGUGAGACGGAGAGACCCCGCCACGAUGCCGCGCGCUCCGUGUACCUAAACAGUCUGAGCUCCGUGGAGAAAGGUAUGACGUAAACUAAAGUGUAGCAUCUUUAAUAGAAGAGUUUGUGUCUUUUCUUGCCACACAACUUGCUUCACGUUUUUGCAGGCUGACGAGAGAGAGCCCAGCAUUAAGUUUUGCUGUCGGAGGAGAACAGCCCUCCCAGCUGCCUUCGUGGUCAGCCGCACGGAGCGUAGGGCUCUUUGUGCCACACGGCAGGUCGUGGAGCGACGCUGAGUGCCUGGGGGUCCGCGAGACCCUCUCAGCGUGGACUUUGAUGACGGUCUUUUGGCAAUGGCAUUAACGUGACACAAAGUGACCUACUCCAGUGAUCCGUGAACCGCCUUCUCUCCGGCGGCGCGCUCCCCUCCGACCGACACCAGAGCGCGGGCCCCCGGGCCGGUCUCCCAGCGGCUGGGCUUCCCACCAUCUUAUAGGCGCUGGGCGGUGGUCAAGGACUUUCCCUCCAACGGGCGAGGACUCCGCCUCGGGCUGAAGACACAGCCGGCCCUCCCAGGGCCUCUCCCCGCCCCCGAGAUGAAAACCGGUGCCGGAGGGGGGCGGCGGGCAGAGUCCGGCCGCUCCCGCCCCGCGCUGUCCGGGCUCCGUGUCUGGUCGCACGCAACAGUCGGUCGUGACACCGCCGGGCGCUCGGCUCCUCCUGCUGCUGCCGCGUCCGGCUCGGCCCGGGCCAGGCUGUGCCCGCGCUCGCGGGGGUCGGGCGGCUCACGGCUGCCCCGCCCGCCCAUCGAUCCGGGCGGCGGGCGCCCCGGCCGGGAAGCGAGGACGGAGGGGUGCUUCGGCGGACCGGCCCCGGGUGGGCGCGGCGGCACGUGAACGAGCCGGGAUGCCGCGGCCCGACGCAGGUGGGUGCGGCGGGAGCACGCGGCGCGGGGCCCGGCCACCCGCGGGGGCGCCCCGGGUCCCCGCGCUGCGCUGACCGAGAGCCGCCCGUCUCCUUCCAGGGCGCCGAUGACCCGCCGGCUCGGCCGCACCAUGCCUUUCCCGCCCACGUCGCCGCGGGCGCCUGCCCCGACCCCGGGGGUCCCGGCCGCGCGAGCCCCGCCCCGGAGGCCCGGCGCCCCCCGCAGGCCCGUGGCGUCCCCCGGAGCCCCGCCCGCGCCCUCGCCGCCCGCCGCCGCCGCGGAGAGGAGGCCCCCGGAGCGGCCCGAGGGGCUGCUGUCCGGCUCCUGGCCCUCGACCACCCUGAAGAGGCCGCCGGCCCGGCGCGCCCCCGGCCCCGCCCCUCCGCGCGCCCCGGCCGGGCCCCGGCGCCCCGGCCCCGGCCCCAGCCCCGCGGGAGCCGCAGGGCCCGCCGCCGCCGUGCGCGUCUCGCUCAGUCUGACCCCCGAGGCCGUGCUGCUGCUCCAGCGGCGCCACCUGGACAAGCAGCUGCUGGCGCGGCCCUGCCGGCCGCUGCCCUCGCCCUCGGCCGCCGCCGGCCGCCCGCUCGGUCCCUGCCCCUGCCCCUGCGCCCGGCCCGCGGGCCCCGGCCGCCGCCGGCCGCCCCCCGGCCGCCUGCAGCCCCCCGGCCCGCGGCCCGCGCUGCCCGUGUCGCUGCUGAGGCGGCACAAGUACGACGACGUGGAGUACGAGGAGGAGGUCCCGGGGCCGGACGAGGGCCUGGUCCGCAAGUGCACGGAGUGGCUGCGCGGCGUGGAGAAGGCGGCCGCCGCGCGCCACCGCUCGGGGCCCCUGGACACGCUGCCGCACCUGAGCACGCUGUGAGCCGGGGACGGGGCCGCGCCCGGAGCCACGGACACCGCCGGCGCCCGCAAGCCGGGCCUUCCCGGCCCCGCCGCCUCCCGGCCCCCGCGAGCACGACCAGCAUCCCCGGCGCCCACAGCCGACUUCGUGGACUCGCCGCUCCCCGCGGCGCCCUGGUGGGGCCCGCGCGGCCUGGUCUGCCCCGCGCAGCUCACCUCCUGGCUCCUGGGAUCCCGAAGCGCCAGCGUGAGGCACGGGCUCGCCAGACCUCCCCAGCCCCCUCCGCCGUCCUCCAGUCCAGGCUCUCCCCACCCUCAGCCGGGACAGCCCCCCUUUCCCUCUCCUGCACCCAUGGCUCUCCCCGAGCUUGCCUUCUGCAGCAUUCCGGCCUCCCCCUCGUUCCUCCAAAUGCCCUGUGGCUCAGCUGGUAGGGGAUAAGCCACACGGGAAAUGCCUCUGGUCCCCCACCCCUAAGACUCCUGUAUGUCCCAGAGAUCCUCUGGCUGGGCCCCGGUCUGUCACUUUCUGCUGGUGCCGGCGCUGGGUGCCCCAGUCAGAGGAGCCGGUGUCCGCGGCAGGAGCGCGCACAGAUGGUGGCCGUCUGCUGCAGAACCGGAUUUAAGAUUUUGCUGCAUUUAUGCUUUUGUUUCUCCAAAGUGGAAAACAUGUCCCGGGUCGGGAAAGCUUGGAAACUCAAGUUAACCUAACUUUCCAACUGGGAAGGGGAAGGGUAGGAAGCUGGCAGCGACCCCACCGGGUGAGCGGGGCUGGAAUGGGAAGGGCUCUGCCCGCACAGAGGUCGCAUCCAGGCCCCUGUCCUGCCCUCAGUGCAAGCCUGUGCACCCUUGCCCACUUGUUCACACGCACGCUCACGCACCCACGCCUGUAACGCUCACUUGUGAACUCCCACAGUUUCGCUCACCCUCACCACCUCACGCUGGACUACUCACACGGCCUCGCACUCAGGGCUCUCACACUCAGUGCGCACACACACGCACGCACACACAUGUGUCUCCAGAGGCACAGCAGCAGGGACAGCGUGUAAAGGCCCAAGAUGUGAGCAGGAGCUGGGCUCAGCUUCUGCUCUGACUCAUCGUUUUUACUUGAAGUGCUGCUCAGAGUGGCUCCGCACAAAGAAUGGCCAAGCCCAGGGAGCGGGGGACGGGCAAAGCGCCGGGUGCCGGCCUAGAACGGAAUGUUCCGGGUCAGAGAAGCAAUUUACUGAGGGGAGGAAGUGGGAGCUGGUGGCUGGGGCGUGGGGUACUUGUGUAUGUUUCCAGUACUUUUAAUCACUGUGUAAAAAUCAGUAAUGCGGACGUAUAGCGGUGUAGAGUGAUCUAAAAAAGUUUCUAUUUAUUAUUUGAAUAAAGGGUAAAACUUUAUUUAGGAGCCGGCCGUAGCCUUCCCCGCUAACUCCAGGCUGGUUUCUCGACAUUUCCUCCACGCGUCAUCAUCAGAUAAGGCUGGUCACCGAAGAGGAACCUGUUACCUCCACUCCGACUUAUUUUGUAAAAGUUAAUAAGUGGCUGGUGUUUAUCUCGUUGGACUUUAAUGUGCCAAGUCUUAAUGACAUCUUGUAUCGAAGCCUUACAUUUUUAAAAACCUAAUUUUAUAUUUUUCUUGUGAUGUUUGCUCUAGUCUCUCUGUCUCUCUGCACCAGUCUAGUCAAACGUGGAGCAUUUAGUUCCGCGAGACGAGGUCGGCCCCACACGCCUCCCACUGACUAGCUCGUGUUGCCUGACUCCGCUUGAAUGCCAAGAGCUCGGCUGUCCUUUAUUUAAGAUGAAUGUGUUAGUACACCGGGGGGGGGGGUGCACAGGGGGCACUCUGGCCUGGGUGACGCGAUGUGUCCCGUGGACACUGUGUCGGAGACGGGGCACUGGCUGAGGACAGUGCCCACAGGCUCGGAGUGAGGUCAGGGCGCACAGGGCCCUCGCUGGCUCUGGGGGUGCUCAGUGCAGAGACCAGUCUGGGGGUGCUCAGUGCAGAGACCUGAGCCUUCCGCUCCUUGCAGUAACACUGUAAGGACUGUCCCAAAGUAAUCAACUUUUGUAAACAUUUUUCCGCGUCUGCCCGUGUGUGUGUGUGUGUGUGUGUGUGUGUGUGGCCUGGAUCCUGUUGCCGUCACAGCACACUGUGGCUCCGUGUGUCCCUGUUACUUCUUUGUCUCCUGCCCUCUCCCCCCUCCUCCUCUGGGUCCCCAUCUCCACCUCUCAACUGGCUGCUGUGGGACACUGAACUUUCUCCCCGUGGCACCCGUUGAAGUGUUUUUUGUGCCUCCUUCUUCACUGUCCGCGCAGAUGAGUGGGACGUUUAUGGUUCUCUGUUUGACGACCCUCAGUAGGAACAAAGGUUCUACACGCAACCCACGACAUCUCUUCGUGACCUUACUGACAUUUUGAGAAGUUGUCUGAGUCCCUGUGCUGCACUUUCUUGAUGUUCAAAUAAAAGAGAAAUUCAAUGCCUUGUGUUUUCUUUCUGAGGAACAUCUUUAAAACUGGUCAGGAAGAGAUUCCUGCGGUGUUCGGAGCUGGAGUGAGGUGGUCUCCCCUGGUUGCCGCUCCGCCUCCUGGGGU
This is a messenger RNA of Enhydra lutris kenyoni (northern sea otter), 6801 nucleotides long. Its product is annotated as proline rich 18. The record is from RefSeq and is a predicted model, not a curated record. NCBI's taxonomy places the organism in Eukaryota, Metazoa, Chordata, Mammalia, Carnivora, Mustelidae.